GGGGGCGACACGCAGAUGCUCCGACGCAUGCGCAGUCAGAGUAGGCACGCGCGCAAGCGAGACGAGGAAACGGCUUCAGACAAUAAACAUGAUUAAACCGAGUCGUUUUCCCACACAUCUGUAAAGUUAGAUGAAAGCUUAUAUUUUGGUAUGAUCGUUUGACUGGGUGAUCAUAACUGCGUUCGGUUUAGCAAACAGUAGUGACUAUUGUUUCAAAGUAGCCGGCUUUAUGCUAGCAGGCGGCUAGGCCUAGUCUGGCCUGCAGUAUCUCGGUUCAAGCAUGCAUCCCUCUUGGGGCGGUUUCGGCGGCGGACACCAGCCUCCUCCGCAUUUCGGCCCGCGACCUCAUCAGUUUAGAGCAGCUCAACCUCCUCCACCAACAACAGCACCACCACCACAACCAGCAGGAGCACCACCACCGGGAGGAGGUGGGUUUGCAGGAUAUGGCGCUCCGUCUUUCCCGCCGUCGAAUUUCUCCAGCUUACACGAGCAGCAUUUGCAGCAGAUGCAGCAGUUGCAGCAGCUCCACCAGAAGCAGCUGCAGUCGGUGUUGCACCACUCGGGCAACAACAGCAACAGUCCUUCUCCUUACUGGCAGGCUGGUGGUGCUGGUCCCGCCGCUCCACCCAACAGCUUUCAAGCUGCUGGCCCGCAACCACAGCCUCCGCCACCCGAGGUGAAACCCCCAGCCCCGGAGCCUCCUCCACCUGCUCCAGCCGCAUCAAAGCCUCCUGCUGCUUCAACACCUCAGGUUAGCGAUGCCAGUGCACCGGUGGGAGAUGAAAAGCCCGACUUUUCGAAGAUGUCCAUGCAGGAGCAGCAGGAAUACUGGUACCAGCAGCACCUGCAAAAUUUGCAAAAGUUGAAAAAUGAGAAGGCAAAGCAAAAUCAAGGUUCUUUUAAUGAAAGCCAUGCUUCAGCUCCUCCGCCUCCAGUUGAACCCCCAAAGAGCACCCCUCCACCUCCACCACCCAAAGAGGAACCUCCUCCUCCACCUCCACCUGACGAAUCACAGUCCAGCAGUGUCAAUAAUACUGGAGACCCAGCUGAAGCAGCACGUCUUCAGCAACUGCAGGUGGCAGCUGCACAAUGGCAGCAGGUGCAGCAUCAAAGGGCCAGCUUUCAGUACCAGGCACUGAUGCAAGAGCAUGCACAACUACAGCAGAUCCUGCAACAAUACCAACAGGUUAUUCAACAGCCAGCGCAUCUCCAGACAAUGCCUUUCGAAAUGCAGUUGCAACACUACGAAAUGCAACAACAGCGAUUUGCUCCAUUGUACCAAGAAUGGGAAAGACAUUUUAAUUUGUGGUUAGAACAGUUUCAGAUGUACCCACAUAAAGAUCAGCUACAUGAUUAUGAAGCCCAGUGGAGGCAAUGGCAGGAGCAAAUGAAUUCAACUUCAGCUCAUCUGCAAGAGAGGGUCACGACUUUAAGAGCCAUGCAGCAUCAGUAUGGUUCUUCAUAUGGAAUGAUGGGAUCAUAUGGGCAGCAAAGUCCAAAUGUCCAAAUGGGACCAAAUGGAAACAUGAAUUUAGUAGGCCCAGGAACUCCAUCUAUGCCACCGCCAGUCACCAUGGAUGCCAUGCCAGCACCAUCAACACAAGGCCCAUCACAGUCUGGACCAGUUGUUCCCCAGGGUCAUUCACCUUCUGAUCUGGAAUCUAUUUCUGAAACAUGUAAAACUGGUUUACCACCUGGUCAUGGAGUUAGACCGCCUGGUCCUGGGGUUAGACCGCCUGGUCCUGGGGUUAGACCGCCUGGUCCUGGGGUUAGACCGCCUGGUCCUGGCGUUAGACCACCUGGUCCUGGCGUUAGACCGCCUGGUCCUGGCGUUGGACCGCCUGGUCCUGGGGCUGGACCAGGGGUUGGACAACCAAGACCGGGGGUUAGACCACCUGGACCGGGGGUUGGACCACCUGGCCCACAAGGUGUUAGACCAUAUGGACCAGGAGGUAGACCACCGGGGCCAGGAGUUAGACCAUCUGGACCAGGAAGUGGACCGCCUGGACCCCAUGGAAGAUUUGACGGCCCAAGAUUUGAAGGUCCUAGAGGCCCACAAUUUGAACAGCCACCCCAGCAACGAUUUAGUGGACCACCCAGAUUUGAUGCUGGUCAGCGAUUUAGCCAACCUCCUAGAGGUAAUCCUCCCUUUCCAGGGGCUCCAGCAAGGCUGGAGAACCCCCCUAGACAGAAUACCCCUACACGCUUUGAAAGACCUCCUGUAGCUUCUCAACAAACUGGUUCUGGUCAACAAUCCAGUCCUGUAACUGGCAAUCAAACAAAGCAACAAUCAGCAAAACCUGAGGCAAAGCCAGUUCCUCCAUCUUAUACAGACCCAGACAAAGCUAAAAGUCCUUUAAGUCAAAGUACUCAAAAAGAAAACAAUUCCUCUGCUCCAUCCAUGACAGACGACCUUGUGGACUCAGUGGAUGGAUUUUUUAUUCAGAGUGGACCCAUUCCUCAAACUAAGGAUUCUGAUAAAACUGAUGCAGACAGUGCAAAGCAAGAUAAAACAAAAGAAGUUACUACAAAACCAUCUGCACCUACGGAUGCCCCAGACACCACAAACAAAAACUCUAACUUGCAACCUCCUAAGACCAGUCAUACUGCUAAUGGGCCACCACAACAAGUAAAGCCUCCUCAAAACAAAUUUAAACCUGAUACACCCAAGGAGACUCCUAGGAUGCUACCCAUGAUGAAUCAGCAAGUUCCACCACAGAUGGCACGGGGAAGAGGACGAGGCCAAAUACCAAUGCCUCUCCGAGGCAGGGGUCGUGCACGUGGUCGAGGGCAGUAUGGCGGACCAAUGGCUGAUCCCAACUUCCAAAGAGAAAUUGAGGAGGAUUCCUAUGACCAUCAGGAACCAGGCAACGCAAGUCAUGGCGAGGAUCAGGAUCGUAUUUGGAGAGAUCCUUCUUUAGAUGGUCCUGAAGAAAUUGAUCAGGAAGCACCUUUAGAGAUUUGGCAACCAGAGGAGGAACACUUUCCAGAGGAGUACCCAGAGGACACUCACCAAGAUGAAAACUGGGAAGAAGAACCACAGGAUUAUUGGGAGGAAGAAGAUCCAUAUUGGGCAGAGCAACGACCUGCCAUGCGUGCUAGACCUCCUUUUCCUCCAGGUGGCCCCAGAAGACCUCCUUUCCAUCCACGAUUUAUGCUUCAAGGUCCAAGGCGCCCUCCUCCUCCUGGAAGUUUGCAACAUAACCCACUUGGACCUCCUCCGUUUCGACCACGUGGGGGAGUUGUACCACGAUUCAGACGUGGUUUAGGCCCUUGGGGACCAUUACCCCGCCAUGACAUGAUGGAGCGAGAUUUAAGACGACCACCAGCACCUCAUGAAAUUAUAGCUAGGGAACCAGCUGGUCCUCAUGGAUAUGAAGAAGAAAUUGACAGAGAGCCUGCAUGGCCUCAUCCUCGUGGUAGAGGGAUUAGACGACCACCUUUGCCACCCCAUGAAAUGGGAAGAGGCAUUAGAAGACCACCCAUGAGGCCUGCAAUGCCAAGAGAAAGGUGGCAUGGCCCACCACCUCAUGAAGAAGAGAAUUAUGAGGAGGAAUACCCAUAUGGUGCAGAGGAUGAUGUGUACAGAAGGCCACCUCAUGAAUACAAUGAAGAUUAUGAGCAUGGAGAUGAGUAUUAUGGCUCUCGUGAGGAAUGGGACGGGGAGCAACCUGAACGAGACUAUCCUCCACAUCGUCCUCCAGAACGUGUUAGAGAGGAUCCAUGGUUAGAGGAAAGAGAAAGAUCAUUCCCAUAUGAGGAAGACCGAUAUAGAGAAGAACGAAGGGGACCUUUUUACCCUGAUGAUCCACCUUAUCAAGACCGAGAUCGGGAGCCUCCAUUUCAUUCACGUUCUGAUUGGGAAAGGCCCCCACCUCCACCCCCACCAGAAAGAGGAUACUCCCGUUCACUUAGUGAAACGGAUUAUGAACAUAAACUGGAUCCACUAGCUAGCCUUCCCGCACCUCAAGCCACAGAUUCCCCACUUGAUGAGUCUUCACCUAGCGCAACUAAGGCUGUACUUGCUCUUUCUCAAAGGCAGCAUGAGAUCAUUCUUAAAGCUGCCCAGGAGCUAAAAAUGAUCAGAGAGCUUCAGGAGACCAAAAAGGCUUUAGGAGAGGUUUCCACCACAGAGUCAGCUGGGUUGCCUUCAGAGCUUCCUGCUGGCAUCCUUGGAUUGGAAAUUCCACCAGAGGUUAAAAGUGCCCUGCAGGCUACCAACUUAUUGUCUGAAACUGGACAGACAUUCAAUGCUGGUUUGUCCUCAAAUCAAUCUACAGAUUUUCUUUCUUCAACUGCCCCUACAGCCUCAUUCAUUGCUAAAACUGUGGACUAUGCGCAUGGUCGUGAUGGGGGUUCAACAGUGGAAAGAAUUUCUUAUGGGGAGAGGGUCUUGCUAAGACCUGCUCCAGCUCCAUCUGAGCGAUCUUAUGAGAAAGAGUUGCUUGGCCAUAGAGAUCCAUAUUAUGACAGAAGAAGUGACCCGUAUGCUGCCAGAGAUUAUGACAGGGAGUGGGAGAGAGAUCCAUAUAGGGAGAAGCCGACUUUGGAUUAUGAGAGAGACAGAUAUGAAAGGGACCGCUACCUACGAGAUGAACGAGCUUCACUCGGGCCUCGUCCAACAUACAGAGAGAGAGAAAGAGAACACUCAAGCCGCUCAAGCAGGGAUCGAGAGCUUUAUAAUCGACCAAGCUAUGAGAGAUCUUCCUAUGAAAGGAGUCUUGAACAUUAUGAGCAUGGAUCCUCAAGCUAUGGUGAACGGAGAAGUUAUCCAGAUGAACGGCAGCCUCCACCCACAUCCCUUCCUCCGUCUGCACCUGUUGCCCCACCUGUGGAGAAGAAACCAGAGAUUAAGAACGCAGAGGACAUCCUUAAACCCCCCGGUCGAUCCUCUCGGCCUGACAGGAUUGUGGUUAUCAUGCGUGGAUUACCUGGAAGUGGCAAAAGUCAUGUUGCAAAACUUAUUCGGGAUAAAGAGGUUGAAUGUGGUGGUGCGCCACCCAGAGUUCUCGGCCUGGAUGAUUAUUUCAUGACUGAAGUGGAAAAAAUUGAGAAGGACCCUGACUCUGGGAAACGUAUAAAAACCAAGGUGCUUGAAUACGAGUAUGAACCUGAGAUGGAAGAUACUUACCGAAGCAGCAUGUUGAAGACAUUCAAAAAAACACUGGAUGAUGGCUUUUUCCCCUUUAUAAUUUUGGAUGCCAUCAAUGAUAAAGUGAAGUACUUUGACCAGUUCUGGAGUGCUGCUAAAACCAAAGGGUUUGAGGUGUAUUUGGCUGAAAUCACGACUGAUCAGCAAACAUGUGCCAAGAGAAACAUCCAUGGACGAACACUAAAGGAUAUUUCAAAGCUGUCCGGUGGCUGGGAGUCUGCACCGCCUCAUAUGGUGAGACUAGAUAUCAGGUCUCUUCUGCAGGAUGCAGCAAUCGAGGAUGUGGAGAUGGAAGACUUCAACCCAUCCGAUGAACCAAAAGCUGAAGUGAAAAAUGAUGACGAUGAGACUGAUCUGGGAUACGUUCCGAAAAGCAAAUGGGAGAUGGACACUUCAGAAGCAAAGCUGGACAAACUGGAUGGUCUGGUUGGCGGAGGCAAGAGAAAACGGGACGCUGGAUUGUCCGGCAUGGAAGACUUUCUUCAGCUGCCUGAUGACUAUGCCACUCGCAUGUCUGAACCUGGCAAAAAGAGGGUGCGCUGGGCUGAUCUUGAAGAGCAGAAGGAUGUCGACCGAAAGCGAGCGAUUGGUUUUGUUGUCGGUCAGACAGACUGGGAAAAAAUCACGGAUGAGAGCGGCCAGAUUGCUCAGAGAGCUCUCAACCGCACCAAGUAUUUUUAGGAGAUUUUGUAAUGACGUAUGUACAGAGUUAAGGGUCACCAAUUCAUGAAAUCUUCAUUAAAGUGUGCUGCCUGAUGAAGAAAGAGCAUCGACUCUUCAGAAGCGGGCACUUAGUCAUCGGUCGAUCCUGUAAUAAACAAUAAAUGGCCUUGGUAUAAUAUUUGAAAUACUGUAAAUCUUUUCUGUUUUAUCCAGUCUUAUUUUAAUAGGUUACACUUUCUGUGAUGUUUUGUAGCAGUGAUGCAUUUGAUUGUAGGUGUUCUUUUUAUUUUAUUUCAUUGAUCUAGUUUGACCUUGACAUGUUAUUCUUGUAGUUUACACACAUGUAUGCACUCAAUAAAGCUUACAAAACAGUCUCGUAAUAAACCAUUAUACAGUCAUUUUUCACUUGAUUGCUGUUAAAAGCAUUCCAAAAAAGAAAAGAAAAAACACCUGAAUUGUGUAAUUUGGUGUCUGGUUAAUCUUCAAGAAACUAGUCAGGGGCUUGUUGCAUAAACCUAGCUGCAUGUUUGACCACCUAGCAAUUCACCUAUGAGUAAAAAGUAAUCAGUUAUAGACCUUUAUGUCACUGACUUUUAAAAGUUUUGGUCAGUCUUGAUGAAAAAAGGUGACUAACAUUUAAAUUCUAAUGUUAAGUGGUUUUUGCAACCAGCUCCAGCUUGAAUGCUUGAUAAUCCAGUAUUGCGUUUAGUUUUCUGGUCUCUCAUAUGGCAGUCAAUAUAGGUUGAUGGGUCUGUUUACUUUGCUGUUGACCUGAGGCUUAUUUGGUUUGCCACAUAAGUUGCCUGGAAACUGUGUAGUUAUUGUCUUACUGCUUUUGUAUGUAUUCAACAAAUCUUUGUAAGCCUUAAAGCCUUUUCAUAUAAAAAUAUGAGCUUUUUC
Molecule: messenger RNA, 6715 nt
Organism: Danio rerio (zebrafish)
Lineage: Eukaryota; Metazoa; Chordata; Actinopteri; Cypriniformes; Danionidae
Source: RefSeq, a predicted model, not a curated record